Molecule: messenger RNA, 1738 nt
Organism: Psylliodes chrysocephalus
Lineage: Eukaryota; Metazoa; Arthropoda; Insecta; Coleoptera; Chrysomelidae
Source: the annotation of a GenBank genome assembly
AGUUAUUAUUAGUACAAAAUGUUGUUCAAAUUUGGUGCUAUCUGGUGACGUAAGAACAGAUAAAAGUUAAAUGUUACAACAAGAAGACAUUUUGGAUUACAUGCUUGUGGUGUGUGUGGUGUUUUUUAGACAGAAAACAUGGAGUUUUGUGCAGUUUUUUUCAUGAUUUCGCUAUGGAGAACAACAUUAACAGCAACACUCACGCUCGGACGUACUGAACCAAAACCAUUGGAAACCACAACCGAUUAUCCAGUUUAUUUCAACCAAAUGGACAGAGGACUUACGAGCAUACCCCAAGGAUCCGCCAGUAUCCGCAUGGUCAAUUUCGGCUUCAACAAAAUAACCGAUUUGCCACCUUUCGUGUUCGCCUACAAAGGAUUCGUAGAGUUACAAACGAUACAUCUACGACGAAACCAAAUAACUACAGUUAGUAAAAGAGCUUUUAAAGACUUGAAACAACUAAAAGACUUGUAUUUGCAAGAGAACAACGUCACAGGUUUGGAAUUGAAUACCUUCAAGUCAAAUUUCAAGUUGCGUAAAUUAGAUUUAAGCGGUAAUAGAAUUCGAUUUCGUAAUAGACCUUUUUUGUAUUCGAAUUCUUUGGAAACGUUGAUUCUGAGCGACAACCGGAUAGAUCAGAUUUUUGAGGUUACGUUUAACAAGCUACCGAAUUUGAGAUAUCUGGUUAUGAAUUCGAAUGUUUUGUUUUCUAUACCCGAUGGUAGUUUCGUUCCUAUCAAGAAACUUGAAUAUCUUGCGUUAGCCCACACUGGGGUAUACAAAUUAAGCGAAGAAAUGUUUAAAAACGGUAGUUAUCCUAAGAUAAUCGAUUUAACGGACUCCCCUUUGGCUAGUAUGUUCAAUCCGCCAUUAACCAAAGUCAAAAAUGAGGGAGUGAUUGAUCUAAUUAGUAUAGAUAAGUACUUUUAAAUCUAAAUGCCAAAUGUCUUCAUAUUGAAGACAGUUAUACGAUAUUAUACGACAAUGUUUAUCGCAUUGUCACAGACUGAAUUUUGGACGUUACAAGUAUUAUUGUCGGAUUUGGAGGAAUCCGAGGUAAAAGAUUCAGAUGAAUGCAAAAUGAUACUGACAUGACAGUGAAGAGUUUAAAGAGAGAUUUUUUCGAUAGAUGCGAUCAAAAAUAUUACUGAAAAAAGGGUUUUUGGUUUCACGACAUAUUAAACAAUUGGGCAAUCAAAAAAAUAAACUGAUAGCCAUUAAUAUCUUACUUUUAUCUUUCCACAAUGGCGUCAAGGUCCAUUCGAUCGUGAGCUAAUUUACAUCUACUUAUACUGUCUAAAUCGAAGUGUUUCUGCUGAAUUGUUAGAUAUGCUAUGCUCCAGUUUGACAUUACGUCUCUGGGUAUUAAUUCGCACUCUUGCUUCGAAAGUUGCACAAUUCAAAAUGAAUAUAUUUUGAACUAAUACCAUGAAUGCAUCCCCAAAACUACGAAUCAAAUCUCAAAAAUUAUAUAGACACCUUCUAGAUGAUGUUAAAAUAAGUUUGAUGAUUGAUGUAGGGUUGUUUAUUAAUCACAAUUCAUGGUAUUAACUCGAAAUAUGUUUAUUUUGAGUUGUGUCACUUUAGAAGCAAGGGUGCGAAUAGGCAAAGUCAAUUGCUACUCGCUAACUUUCGGAAUGAUACUAAAAGAUCUGACGAAUGGUAAAGAGUAUGUAUUGCCACCAAUAUCGUUACUAAAUAAAAUAAUUAACAGUUUAUACCAGAUACACAAAUAAGC